CGCCUGUGACGUCAUCAAAGAUUCGGGACUCGGUCUGCUCCAGUGUCUCCUCAAUAUUUACCGUAAUUUCCAGUGUUUUCCAAGUGUUUCCAGCUGUUUCUAAAGUCAGGCGUGUAGAUAGUUGUAGUAGAAGGAAGAAAAUAAGAGAAAUGAAAGAGAAGGAAGAAAUAAAAAGAAAUGGAGGAGGAGGCAAAACAGCUAUCCAACAUCAGAACAGUAUAUGAAUAUGGCAAAUGCUGUUUUGACAUCAUUUCCUGCCAUCCUGAGAAACAGUGAUCUCGAGGAGCAUGAAUUGCAGCUGCAAUGGAAAUUGUGCAUCCAGCGCAAGUUUCAGGAUUCAAGAAAGAGGCAGGAUUCCUCAGUGACUGAGGUGACGUCAAGGAAAGAGAAGAUCCCUUGCAUAGCGCCAAAAGAGACUACGUGUCCACUGAUGUAUGGAGUAAAGGCUUACCUUCCACCAAGGCCCCAUUCAGAAGAUGAUGAGUCAUUAGAGAGACUAGACAGUGGCUUGCUCUACAUUGGAUGAAGAAAGAUCCCGAGUUAGAUAAGGCUGAACGCCUCAUGCAGUUGACACUCUCUGAGAGACGCAAAAAAAUAAUCAAUGGGAACAUUCUUGUAGCAGAAAUCCUGAACUUGUACCCGUGGAUUCAGACUUUUGAUGGCAUAAUCAAGGAGUUCCUGAGAUUAGAACCACAAGCGGAUGAACCAGACCCAAGAGUAGCAGUUUUGAAAAGGCUGGAGAAAUAUAGGCUCCCAAUAAUUGCCAUUCUCAAAAAAAGAAAAGCAGUUCCUCUGUUUAUGGAAACCUUACUUGAACUCUAUGACCACGAUGAAAGUCAAUAUGUGAGGUUCACGCUCCUGGCCUACACCAAGCAAUAACCCUGAGACACGGGGAAGAGCGUCACCGCUUGCCUCUCAUCCUUCCAUCACUUGUAUUGUCUUCAGACUCUUUACUCAGUUUGGUGACCACACACUGCAUAGAAAUGGCACCACACCAAAGAUGUCAAGAGGUAACUGUUUGUGACAAGUCAAACUGUUAUGAUCCAGCAUGGGCCACGAAAAGCAAGUGAAUCUGAAGUUCUUGAUGAAGUUUGGAAAAAUCAUCAAAUGAAGUCUCAAGAUACUUAAAUACAGGGCGAGUCAAAAGUAGCAUGCAAUUCACGUUUUAUAGCUGUGAGUUUUUAUUGCCAUUUGUAUUGCAGUGUGUAGGAAGGUAGAGUCAAAAGUAGCAUGCAAUUCAUGUUUUAUAGCUGAGUUUUUAUUGCCAUUUGUAUUACAGUGUGCAGGGAGGCAGAACUAAAUAGAACAUUUUCAAAUUAUUUCUUAUUAUUCCAUUUCUUCAGGGAAUAAGAAAUAUAACUGACUAUUUUACUUGCAAUGUUCAAUGUUCUUGUGUUCACUACUGUACAACUGCAAUCAAGCAGCAGGCACAGAGUGAUACACACACUUGUUGAGUUUACUAUCAGGAAACUGCAAAGAACUCUGCAAGUCACCUCGUCACUCUGUGCCUGCUUGACUGCAACUGUACAUGAUCAUGAGAACACCUUCAACACUGCAAGUACAACAGCCUGUCACAAUUCUGUAUUCCCUGAAGGAAUGGAGUAAUUUGAAAUUAAUUUCAAAAUGUUUUCAAUUGCAUACAAAUGGCAAAGAAACAACUCGGUCCUAAAACAGGAAUUGCACUACUCUUGACUCACCCUGUAAGUCUGUGUGAAGUGUGUUCCCUAUGCAUGUCUCUGAAUGGCAAAGAUGAUUCAAGGAAGGUCGGGAGAAUGUGGAGGAUGACCUGAAGUUGAUUACCUUCAACUACAGAAACUUUAGCACCAUUUUGGCACAAACUUUGUGUAUCUCUGGGCAGUCAGUCAGAAUUAUUCUCACAAUUUAUUUGCUCUUUGGAGCUCAUCUGCCAUUAUUAUUCUGAUGGUUUUCUAGUUCAGUCUUUCACCUUUACAGAUGGAACCAGAUUUUGCAUUUGAAAGUUGUGUACCAUGGUCAUUCUCCACAUCCCCCCUGCUCUCCUUGAACUGUUUGCGCCAUUCAGACGCAUGUACAGAAUACUGCCACUUCACAGACUUUUAGCAUUCUAAGGCUUCUGUGGGGCAUUUUCUAAGAUUCACUACAAACUUCAGAUACACUUGCUGCUUGUAGAUCAUUUGCAUCAAUAAAAGUUUAACAACAUGCACUGGACAGUUACUUGUGAAGGUAAGCAUAGUAAAUGAAUUAAGGCACAGUAAAUUAAUUAAGGUGUGUGCCUCCUCUCAAAUAUAAAAGCUUAUAAAGAAAAACUAUCAUUGUGAAAGAAAAACUAUCACUGUGAGGGAACGGCAACUGAUUCCUAUACUGCAAGUCAAUGAGAUCACCAUAAAAGAGAGCUAUUAGCACCAUGACCUGCACAAAGACUGUUGCAGGCUCCCUUACACUGUGUUCAUCAGUAUACAUAAAGGAGCUUCCUUACUUAAGUACAAUUAGAACCAAACAAAAUCACGUGCACAUAUGAUUCAGGGUUGUUGUUAUUCAUGCUUUAGUCCCUCUUCACCUAGCAAGUAACAGGUACAGAACAAAGGCAAGAUGUUGACUUGCAAAUCUGCAAUCCCAAUGAAAUGCCCUAAGUCAAUGUUGUGCAGUAUAUGGUUCAAAUUCUCCUAACCAUUGGUGAUGCCUUUGUCCUGCAGUGAAAUUAAAGGUGCUGCUGAAUAUGACAAUGAUGAUGAUGAAAGUUGUUAAUAGCUAUUAAAAAUUUUCAGAGUAUUUCAGAAGAAUCUGUGUCAGUGGUGACAUCUGUGUCGCUGAUGCCGGCAGGCAGACCACCUCCAGCUGGCUCCUUGCUGUAGUUCAUGAUUUCCCUCCAACCAUCUGUGGAAAUAAAAAAAAGUAACUUAA
Messenger RNA from Scylla paramamosain (green mud crab), 2880 nucleotides. RefSeq lists its product as uncharacterized. NCBI's taxonomy places the organism in Eukaryota, Metazoa, Arthropoda, Malacostraca, Decapoda, Portunidae. The transcript is spliced from 6 exons. The coding region runs from base 523 to 879 and encodes 118 amino acids. The record is from RefSeq and is a predicted model, not a curated record.